This is a messenger RNA of Cantharellus anzutake, 1447 nucleotides long. Its product is annotated as Metalloenzyme, LuxS/M16 peptidase-like protein. The coding region runs from base 1 to 1431 and encodes 476 amino acids. Gene Ontology annotation, cellular component: mitochondrion. The transcript is spliced from 4 exons. Gene Ontology annotation, molecular function: metal ion binding; metalloendopeptidase activity. Lineage: Eukaryota; Fungi; Basidiomycota; Agaricomycetes; Cantharellales; Hydnaceae. The record is from RefSeq and is a predicted model, not a curated record.
AUGGCCUCCCGAGUCCUCUCCUCGUCGUUACGACGUGGCGUCAGGGGCUCAGUUGCGAGACAGCACUCGAUUCGUUUGCUAGCGACGGCUGUGAAUGCAGCUACUAAUGCUCCUGUUACUGAGAUAUCGAGGCUAUCUAACGGUUUGACAGUGGCAACCGAAGCGCACCCCUCCGCUCAAACUGCCACUGUUGGUGUGUGGAUUGAUGCCGGUUCCCGAGCAGAAACAGACGCCACCAACGGUACGGCCCACUUUUUGGAGCACAUGGCUUUCAAAGGGACAAACCGUCGUUCGCAACAUGCUCUCGAGCUUGAGGUGGAAAAUUUAGGCGCCCACCUCAACGCCUAUACCUCCCGCGAGCAAACCGUUUACUAUGCCAAGUCUUUUCGCAAAGACGUACCCACUGCCGUAGACAUCAUAAGCGACAUUUUGCAGAACUCAAAGCUGGAGACAUCUGCCAUUGAGAGGGAGCGUGAUGUGAUUCUGAGGGAACAGGAGGAAGUUGACAAACAACAUGAGGAAGUCGUCUUCGACCAUCUUCAUGCUGUUGCCUUCCAAGGGCAACCUCUGGGUCGCACAAUUCUUGGUCCGAAGAAAAACAUUCUCUCCAUAAAGCAAAAUGAUCUCUCCUCCUACAUCCAGAAGAAUUACACUGCAGACCGGAUGGUUCUUGCUGGUGCCGGUGGUGUUGAGCACUCCGAGCUUGUCAAGCUCGCCGAGAAGCAUUUCGCUUCGUUGCCUGUCUCGCCUAACCCGAUUCCACUCGACCGCUCCUCUCACGCCAAUACGAAGUUCACAGGCUCCGAAGUACGUAUCCGCGAUGAUACAAUGAACACUGCCAAUAUUGCUAUUGCGGUUGAGGGCGUCGGUUGGCGCUCGCCUGACUACUUCCCAAUGCUCACCCUGCAAUCCAUUUUCGGGAACUGGGAUCGAUCGCUUGGCGGCAGCCCCCUUCUAUCAUCGAGGUUGAGCCACAUUGUCUCGAGCAACAACCUUGCCAACUCAUACCUGUCCUUCUCAACUUCGUACUCAGACACAGGCCUGUGGGGCAUUUACCUCGUCACUGAGAACCUGAUGAACAUUGACGAUCUUGUUCACUUCACUCUCCGCGAGUGGACCAGGAUGAGCAUUGCCCCUACACCUGCUGAAGUUGAACGCGCCAAGAGUCAGCUCAAAGCUAGCUUGUUACUCAGUCUGGACGGGACGACUGCCAUUGCGGAAGAUAUCGGAAGACAGCUUGUGACAAGUGGCAGACGGUAUACGCCCAAGCAGAUCGAAAAUGAGGUUAACGGCGUCACCACCGAGGACAUAAAGCGUGUUGCCCAGAAGUAUAUCUGGGACAACGAUAUUGCCAUCGCAGCACUUGGUCGUAUUGAGGGCUUGCUCGACUACAAUCGUAUUCGCGCUGACAUGUCUUCUUUGAUCUACUAGACUAUGUUUCCUUCAA